CUCUCCUCUAGUACGCACUCCUUGCACUUCUCAGCGCUUUCCUUCGCUCGAAGUAUAGCGUGGGCUGCGCCCUGUUCCGGGGUGGUGCUUCCGAUGGAUGCGGAGGGCUGCUCGCCGUCGUCGGCGGAUGAGGAGGGGUCCCAGGAGGCGGCGGCGGCGGAUCGGUUGGUCAAGAUCGAGUUGGAGGCGGCGGAGGCCCUGGCCGACCUGGCUCAUUUCGCCUUGCGGCGGAGCACCGGAAGCUCUGGCGGGAAAUGGGGGAGCAGGGCCAAGGGUAUGAAGAAGCGAGCCAGGAGCGGGUCGCCGCCGCCGCAGACGCCGGGUCCUUCGGCGUUGAUGGCGGGUCCCGCCGGCGGCCCGGCGGCUCGGGGUGCGGAUCCUCCCGAGGAGGGUGCUGUCUUGUGGGAGCAUCAGCUUGAGAACACGAGCGGUAAUGUAGUUCCAGAGCAAGUAAAGGCUGAAGAGGACACUGAUGUGUUAAAUAGUGGGGGCAACAUGUGCAGCACGAGUUACUUGUCAUCAGGUGUGGGCCGUUCGAGACAUAAUCCAAGCGAGGCUGAAAAAGAAGCGAAGAGGCUUCGGAGGGUGUUAGCAAACAGGGAAUCUGCAAGGCGUACGAUUCGCCGACGGCAGGCUUUAUGUGAAGAAUUGACCAGAAGAGCUGCUGAGCUUACCCAAGAAAAUGAGAAGCUAAAGAAAGGAAAGGAGUCAGCUUUGAGAGAGUAUCAGUUACUGGAUACUACAAACAAGCAUCUUAAAGCACAGAUGGCAAAGUCAAUGACACCGGAGAAAGAGGUUACACCUCCAGCUGAGCAAAGGCAAGUGCCUACACAGAUGGCUACUCCUCAGGCAAAUUGCCCGAUGCUGUGGUAUAGGAGUCCAUUCGCACCACUUUUCUGGCCUCCAGUGUUUCAACCAACAAACACGGGCCAAUCACAAGAAGGUCCUCCAAAUACUCCUGAUGUCUCGCCAAGUGCAACAGUGUCAGCAUUUUGCAAGCUCAAUACAUUUCGUGAACAAGAAAACCUGACAAAUGCAUCUACCCCAAGACCUCCUGUGUAUUUAUUACCGUGUCCGUGGUUCUUCACUGUUCCGGAUCCAGGGAGUGUGCAGCACCAAGAGGCUUCUUGUUGCCCCAAAAAUAAAGGAGAUGAAGACUCUGCAAUAAACCAAGUCAGUGAUAGUUCUUCCAGAACUGUCACACAGACGGAGGAAAGCAAUUCCCAUGUGCCUAUCAUGGUCAAGUCAGAAGCUCCUAGCCCGACCAGAUGCAGAAUAAAGAAUGAUCUUAAUGAAAUCCCCAUCGAGUCUCCAUCAGAUGGAGGUGACCGGGAUGAAGAAGUGACUCCUACACCUGCGCUUCCAAGUUCCAUCGAGACUGGAUCUUCUGUCAAAUAUGAGAAUGGAAUAAGUGAGGACCUUGCCACUCCCGACUGUGAAGUAAUUUCACCGAGUGUUAGUGACGCAUCUUUUGUCAGGAAAGAGAACCAUCAAGAAUUGGAUGCAUACACCAGAAAGAAGCUAGCUGAUGCAGUUGCAGCAGCGGAGGCGAGGAAAAGGAGGAAAGAGAUCACGAGGCUGAAGAGCAUCCAUGGCCGCCAGUGUCGGUUGCUCUGUUGAAAUUCUCGGAGAGAUUGUGAAAUAGGAUGAGAAGAAUAAAAGCUAGGCCAGAAGACGUUCGGUUUCUUUGGUAUUUAUCGCGACCGCGAGUUCCGUACAAGAAAACAUGGUUAAGCUUUUACGUAUCCCAGCGCUCUAAUGCCAAGCCACAUCGGUUUUUUCUCUAUGGUUGGCAUGAGAAGGUUAGAGAGAUAGGUCUUUCGGCGCCCUUUUAUAUAGAGGCAAAGCCUGAAAGGUGAGAGUUUUGCUUAUUGUGACUUUUGAGGCUGAAUUAACAUGAGCAGGGAAGAGAAAGAUAAGACUAAAGAUAGGACAAGUGAAGUUGUGCUUCAGAUUGAAGUAGAAGCUUAUUGUAUGGAUACUCAAUCUUAGAUGUCCAUGUUUUGGCCGAAGAAUUCAAAGCUUAUUGUUUCA
Molecule: messenger RNA, 2034 nt
Organism: Rhodamnia argentea
Lineage: Eukaryota; Viridiplantae; Streptophyta; Magnoliopsida; Myrtales; Myrtaceae
Exons: 6
Coding region: 94-1620 (508 amino acids)
Biological process (GO): regulation of DNA-templated transcription
Cellular component (GO): nucleus
Molecular function (GO): sequence-specific DNA binding; DNA-binding transcription factor activity
Source: RefSeq, a predicted model, not a curated record